AUGGACGGUCAUUCGGAAGAGUUUAUUUUAACCAACCCUAUUCCAACGACUUCGGGCAAAAUUCGAGGAUUCAGAGAUGAGACGAAUCAGGUACAUGCCUUUAUUGGCAUUCCUUAUGCCAAACCGCCUACUGGUUCUCUUCGAUUUCGGCCUACAGUUCCACUCGAUACUCCUGACACGGAACGCAUUUGUACAGCAUACCCACCCUCUGCUCCACAGACCAAUAUGCCAUUCGAUACGCUCAUGUGUGUCGAGAUCAAUUACCAGUCCGAAGACUGUCUUUAUAUGAAUAUCUGGCGACCUGCAUCAGCUGCCACUGAUAAUGCAAAACCAGUCAUCGUCUGGUUUCACCCAGGUGCAUGCUUGAGUGGAAGUUGCAGUCAGCCGUUUUGGGAUGGAACCCAUCUUGCUAAAAACGAUGUGAUUGUUGUUAAUUUCAAUUAUCGGUUAGGAGCUUUAGGUUGGAUGUCAAUGGAUCAUCUUUCUUCGGAAUUAAAAGGAAGUGCUAAUUUGGGUCUUUUGGAUCAAAUUACUGUAUUGAAAUGGGUACAAAAGAACAUAUCGUCAUUUGGAGGCGAUCCUAAUAACAUUACCGCAUUUGGGUCUUCUGCAGGAGCCGCCUGUAUCAUGUCUGUCAUUCUUUCACCCAACACAGCAGGACUUUUUCAUCGCGUCAUCUUGCAAUCUCCACCCAUGUUUAUGACAAGUCCUCAAGACUGGGCUGAAUUCAAAGGCACAGUCUUUGCUCGAUCUCUGGGCCUAGGCACAUCCAACCUCCUGAGUGAUCUACAAUCGAUCGAGGUUGAAACCUUUUUAGAGUCACAAACCUUCAUGACAACUUGGCCCAACUUUCUUGAAGGACUGGCACCUAUCAGUAGUAGCGUUGACAACUACCUCCUGCACGACACGCUCAUUGAAUAUUUCUUUCAUCGGCCUCUGCCCGCAGGCUACGAGCAACUCGAGAUCAUAAUGGGUUAUACAAGAGACGAAUUCAACUUCUUUUUUCCAUUCUUGCCCAACUUUCAAGAGAUGGACGAGUCCAUGUUUGUCCGUACUUAUUUUACUCAUGUCUUUGGCCACAAAAAUGCAAGAAGAGCAUACGAGAUUUAUAAGCAGGAAAUUGUACCUCCCAUGUCACCGCCCUCAGAGAUCGCACGGUACAUGUGCUCAGAUGUUAUGUGCCGUAUAGCAACCCUACUAACAUCAGAAAACUUGGUAAAGCACGGACACAAGGUAUACGUCUAUCAGUGGGAUUAUGAAUCAAACGAUGUCCAGAACGUGAUUAAGGCUGCGCACAUGGUCGACUCGAUCUUUUCUUGGGAUAACUUGGUCUAUUGGACAGACAACCCUUUCCUUGGUCCUGGUGAUGAGUACGAAAGAGAUAGGAUCGCAAAACAGAUAUCUCGUUCCAUCGUUCGGUUUGCAAAGACAGGAAAUCCUAAUCAUGACGGUAUACCUCUCUGGCCUGCGCACAGUCUAGAAGAAAGAAGCGCUAUAGUAUUCGAUCGAGAAGUUCGAGUUGAAGAUAACAUGUAUCAGACAGGUGUUCAUCUCUGGAAGACGAUACUCAAAGAUUACGUUACGAAUUCUUUAUUUCCCAUCAAACCUAAAACAAAAGAUAUGCCCAAGGAUGAUGCCUCGGAAGGCAUAAACAAGAGACGAAGAGUUGAUGAAUCAUAA
Messenger RNA from Rhizopus microsporus ATCC 52813, 1680 nucleotides. Its product is annotated as alpha/beta-hydrolase. The coding region runs from base 1 to 1680 and encodes 559 amino acids. The record is from RefSeq and is a predicted model, not a curated record. Lineage: Eukaryota; Fungi; Mucoromycota; Mucoromycetes; Mucorales; Rhizopodaceae. The transcript is spliced from 4 exons.